AUGGCUGUCGACGAGCCUGAGCGGCACUCAUCCACAUGUCCUGAUAUUCGUUCCAAGAGGGAUUUGACGACUCUCAGCGAAGUCGAGGAGUAUGAAACAGGAAAAUUCCUCCGCUCAAGCUUUGCCUACAUCGACAAAGAUAACACCGUCUGGUUUGGCGAGGUACCUGGAAUCCGAAAGUACGACUUGACGGUUGAGAUUCUUAAACGCGAGCUGCGAAGGAUUCCCGAUGAGAAGAUCUACCCGCUUCACGACAAAAGGAUGUCUUACGAGCUGAAACUCGUCCCGCGCAUGCUUUUCGAAGAAGCCGAGAUCCUCGAAUUUCUCAACCAUGAUCAACAUCGCCACCCGAACAUCAUUAGAUACCAUGGCUGUACCGUCAAACGUGGGCGUAUUACCGGACUCGCUCUCGAAAAGUACGAUGUCAUGUUGCAAUAUCGAUAUCAAAAUGUCCCGCGUGAUCUGGAUGUCGCGGUUUGUAUGGACGGCAUUCGCGCUGGUGUUAAGCACCUCCAUUCCCUGGGACUCGCGCACAACGACCUCAAUCCUACCAACAUUGCCCUAGAUGCUGAGGAUAAUCCAAUUAUACUUGACUUUGGGUCAUGCAAGAAGUUUGGCGAAGAACUUAUUUCAGCAGGCACGCCUGGCUGGAUCGAUGAGGAUUACACCACAUCUGCGCAGCAGCAUGACAUUAUCGCUAUGGGAAAGAUCGAAGCAUGGCUCAGAGAAGAGAAUCAGAAAAGACGUUCGGAUCACAUUAGAGAAUGA
This is a messenger RNA of Trematosphaeria pertusa, 768 nucleotides long. RefSeq lists its product as uncharacterized. Gene Ontology annotation, molecular function: protein serine/threonine kinase activity; ATP binding; RNA endonuclease activity. Gene Ontology annotation, cellular component: IRE1-TRAF2-ASK1 complex. The transcript is spliced from 2 exons. Gene Ontology annotation, biological process: protein phosphorylation; intrinsic apoptotic signaling pathway in response to endoplasmic reticulum stress; IRE1-mediated unfolded protein response. The record is from RefSeq and is a predicted model, not a curated record. Bases 1 to 768 code for a protein of 255 amino acids. NCBI's taxonomy places the organism in Eukaryota, Fungi, Ascomycota, Dothideomycetes, Pleosporales, Trematosphaeriaceae.